This is a messenger RNA of Oncorhynchus masou masou (cherry salmon), 2771 nucleotides long. RefSeq names its product cleavage stimulation factor, 3' pre-RNA, subunit 2 (gene cstf2). The record is from RefSeq and is a predicted model, not a curated record. Gene Ontology annotation, cellular component: mRNA cleavage and polyadenylation specificity factor complex. Gene Ontology annotation, molecular function: mRNA binding. Bases 37 to 1545 code for a protein of 502 amino acids. Gene Ontology annotation, biological process: mRNA 3'-end processing. The transcript has 13 exons. Lineage: Eukaryota; Metazoa; Chordata; Actinopteri; Salmoniformes; Salmonidae.
GAGCAUUUCCUGUUGUUACACUUGUUAUUCCCUAAAAUGGCGAAUUUAGCAGCUGCUGUUGUUGCUGCCGCUGGUAGAGAUCCCGCUGUUGACCGUUCAUUGCGCUCUGUCUUUGUGGGAAACAUUCCAUAUGAGGCCACAGAGGAGCAACUGAAAGACAUUUUUUCAGAAGUCGGGCUUGUUGUCAGCUUUAGGUUAGUGUAUGAUAGGGAGACCGGCAAGCCAAAAGGAUAUGGCUUCUGUGAGUAUCAAGACCAGGAGACCGCCCUCAGUGCCAUGCGGAACCUGAACGGAAGAGAGUUCAGUGGCCGAGCUCUCCGUGUCGACAAUGCUGCUAGUGAGAAGAAUAAAGAAGAGCUCAAGAGUUUGGGGACAGGGGCCCCUAUCAUUGAGUCUCCCUACGGGGACAACAUAAUACCAGAUGAGGCUCCAGAGUCUAUAAGCAGAGCUGUGGCCAGUCUGCCCCCAGAGCAGAUGUUUGAGCUCAUGAAACAGAUGAAGCUGUGUGUGCAAAACAGUCCCCAGGAGGCCAGGAACAUGCUGUUGCAGAACCCCCAGCUGGCCUUUGCCCUGCUCCAGGCCCAGGUGGUCAUGAGGAUCGUAGACCCUGAGAUCGCCUUGAAAAUGCUUCACCGUCAAACCCCAGUGCAGCCAUUGGUUCCCAACAGUCAAGCUGGACCAGUGCCAGUGGCCAACCAGCCUAUUCCACCGCCCAACGCUCCAGUCUCCCAGUCACAGCCAAUGCUGGGCAUGCACAUGAACGGAGCCCCCCAGAUGAUGCAGCCCCCGCCCAUAGGUGGAGGACCUGGGCCCAUGCCAGGGCAGGGACUAGUGGGACCACCAGGAAACCUCCAGCACUCUCCCGUAGGAUCGUCUGGGCAAGCUGCUAUCGAGCGGCCUCAAGGACCAGGUGGUAUCCCCCCCAGAGGCCUGCUUGGCGACGGCCCCAACGACCCCCGAGGAGGAACCCUGCUCUCAGUCACAGGAGAGGUCAUCGAACCCAGUCGGGGAGGAGCCUUCAUUGGCGCCCCCCCACCACACCAGGGGCCCCCCAUGCACAUGAACCAGAUAGUUGGCGGGCCUCCUUCGGACAUGAGGCCACCUCACGACAUGAGAGGACCCCCCAUGGGUGAACCCAGAGGCAUGAUGGGAGAGCCCCGGGGACCCCCCAUGGGUGAACCCAGGGGCAUGAUGGGAGAGCCCCGGGGACCCCCCAUGGGUGAACCCAGGGGCAUGAUGGGAGAGCCCCGUGGACCACCCAUGAUGGAGCCCAGGGGACUCCCCAUGGAGACAAGAGGUCGUGACCCCAGAGCGGUGGACACCCGUGGACCAGUGUCAGGCCAGAGGGUUCCCAUGGCCCAAGGAAUGCAGGGUCCCCCCCCUCACUCUAUGAAUCCUAAUGCCCCUCCAACUGCCAGACCGGGUCCUGGUGUACCACAGUCUGGAGGUAGCUUCAGCCCAGGGCAAAGCCAGGUGACCUCACAGGACCAUGAGAAGACGACACCAUUCUGUGUACAUCUGGCCCUUCUUUGGACACUGUGCUAACAAACCUCCAAAUGAGCUUCAACGCCAUACAACACUCCUUCUGUGGCCUCCAACAGCUUUUAAAUGUUAGUAAAACUAAGUGCAUGCUCUUCAACCGAUUUGCUGCCCGCACCCUCCCGCCCGACUAGCAUCACUACUCUGGACGGUUCUGACCUAGAAUAUGUGGAUAACUACAAAUACCUAGGUGUCUAGCUAGACUGUAAACUCUCCUUCCAGACUCACAUUAAGCAUCUCCAAUCCAAAAUUAAAUCUAGAAUCGGCUUCCUAUUUCGCAACAAACCUACUUCACUCAUGCUGCCAAAUAUACCCUUGUAAAACUGACUAUCCUACCGAUCCUUGACUUCGGCGAUGUCAUUUACAAAAUAGCCCCCAACACUCUACUCAGCAAAUUGGAUGGAGUCUCAGUGUCAUCCGUUUUGUCACCAAAGCCCCAUGUACUACCCACCACUGCAACCUGUAUGCUCUCGUUGGCUGGCCCUCACUACAUAUUCGUCACCAAACUCAGUGGCUCCAGGUCAUCUAAGUCUUUGCUAGGUAAAGCCCCGCAUUAUCUCAGCUCACUGGUCACCAUAGCAACACCCACCCGUAGCAUGCACUCCAGCAGGUAUAUUUCGCCUAUUUAUUACCUCCCUACUCUUCUACAUUUGCACACACUGUACAUAGAUUUUUCUAUUGUGUUAUUGACUGAACGUUUGUAACUCUGUUUUUGUUGCACUGCUUUGCUAUAUCUUGGCCAGGUCGCAGAUGUAAUUGAGAACUUGUUCUCAACUGGCCUACCUGGUUAAAUGAAGGUCAGAUAAAAAAGAUGCUCAAUGACAAGAAGCUUAAACCCCAACUUUUAAAUGAAAGGUCUAUGUCUGUCCUAACCUGUCAGCAGUCUGGGAAGGAAGUUAUUGAGGAAUGGAGUGAGAAGAGGAUGACAUCUCAAGCACUUGGGUUUGUGGAGACAACUUGGGGCUCAGUGCUUUCUUUGGCUACCUGAAGAGUAAUGAGUCAGGGCAACAAAAUGCAUUAGCACUCAAUGAAAAGCCAUUUAUUUCAAUGGAAUACACUACAUGACGUAGUUAUUCAAUGGAAAAUUUUGAACGUGUUCUGUGUAAUCUAUUAUGAAAGAUGACUUUCCUUCUGUAUCCAAGCUGUGCAUUUGGAGGUAUUUUGGUUUUAACAUUACUGCCUGCCUGUCAAUAUCUGAUCUGAGAGCAGUGUGGUUCACCAGUUUGUCUGUU